GUGUAUAUCGUCAAGUGAAAACUUUUGUGUGUCGUAUGUCCAUCCAGAAUCUUAACACAUUCGACCCCUUUGCUGAUGCAAUCAAGGGUGCAGAUGAUGAUGUCCAAGACGGUCUCGUGCAUAUAAGAAUUCAACAACGGAAUGGUCGUAAAACUCUAACGACCGUACAAGGUCUAUCGGCGGAGUAUGACUUGAAGAAAAUUGAGUUUGCGUGCAAUGGUACUGUGAUUGAACAUCCAGAGUACGGCGAGGUGCUUCAACUCCAAGGUGAUCAGCGAGAGAAUAUUUGUCAGUGGCUGACCAAGUCUGGAUUGGCUAAGCCUGAGCAACUAAAGGUUCACGGCUUU
Messenger RNA from Gryllus bimaculatus (two-spotted cricket), 347 nucleotides. The record is from the annotation of a GenBank genome assembly. Lineage: Eukaryota; Metazoa; Arthropoda; Insecta; Orthoptera; Gryllidae.